CCAAACAGUCUGUAUGACGUAAGAUUUCAGCGACAGUGUCGGAAUGCUGACAUGGCGGCUUCCAUAGCGGAUGCGUUUCGACAAGGAACUUGGAUCAAAUUGAUCAUAGUUUUUGCGUUCCUUAUUUCCUCCGCCACUGCCCUGAUUCCAGGAUUAUAUUGUGGGACAGAGAGCUGUUACGAUGUUCUCGGCGUGACAAGAGAAUCGGUUAAAUCCGAGAUAGCGCGUGCUUACAGACAGCUGGCUAGAAAAUAUCAUCCGGAUAGGUUCCGAGAUGGGGACCCAGAACUCGCCGGAGAGACAAAUGAAAGUGCUAAAGAGAAAUUUCUUCUCGUCGCUACAGCAUAUGAAACCCUUAAAGAUGAAGAAACCAGGAAAGAUUAUAACUACAUGUUGGAUCACCCAGAGGAGUACUAUAGUCACUACUAUGCAUACUACAGCAGAAGGCUGGCACCUAAAGUGGACGUGAGGAUAGUAAUCCUAGUAACAGUGGUUGCCAUUUCUCUGUUCCAGUAUUACAGCUGGUGGAGUAGCUACACGGAAGCCAUAAACUAUCUGGCCACUAUGCCAAAAUACCGCAUCAAGGCCACAGAGCUGGCCAAUAAACAGGGGCUGCUGAACCGCACCAAGGAGAAGGGAAAGAACCGACGCUCGAAGGAGGAGAUCCGGGAGGAAGAGGAGGAGAUCAUACGUGACAUCAUCAAGAACAAAAUCGACAUCAAGGGCGGCUAUCAGAAGCCCAACAUGUCGGACAUCCUGCUGUGCAAACUUGUGCUGUUUCCCUACCACCUCUGCAUUUACAUAAAGUGGUACUGUUCUUGGUUGUACCGGUUCACCCUGAGGAGGGAGGAGUAUGGCGAGGAGGAGAAGUUCUACCUCAUCCGGAAACACAUGAGGAUGUCACAGGCGCAGUUUGACAACCUGGACGACCAGCUGCAGGACACGUUCCUGGAGAAGCAGCUGUGGGUUAAGGAGAACUAUGAGGUUUAUAAAGUCGAGCAAGAGGAGGAGAUGAAGGUGAAGAUGGCACAGGACCCCAGGUGGAAGCGCUACCGCAGAUGGAUGAAGAAUGAAGGACCGGGUCGUCUCACUUUCACCGAUGACUGAUGACCCAUACAUACAUACAUGCAGACACAACACACAACAAGCCACAGACACAUGUGCACACAGAUAUGCACAUGUCAAACUUUUAAAACCGAUAUGCCAAUAAACCGCAUAUAAUGCAUCCCAAGCGCUCUAUAGACACUACUGUGUGAACCUCAUACUGAUUGCGUGGCCUGCCUGUGCGUGUGUUGUGAUGGAAACAUCUACAAAUAAUGUUGGGUCAUAUGAAGCAUUAGAAAGAUACGUCUGAAAGGGGGCUGUCUCGGUUUCUGGCAGUGGAUGGGGUGAUGCAAUCUACAGCCAAAACUACAUAUUGGUGAAGCAUUUUGCCAUCAAAAAAUGAUUUCGUUCAUUCAUUCAGUUUACGAUUUUUAAGUCUCUUUUUUGUUGUUGUCAUGGAAUUCAUAUUUUAUAAUAUUAUUAAAGUGGGUAUGGGAAAGCAUGGAAUUUAUGUGUCCUUUGUUAGUGCCCUAUUAUUUCAAAAUCUUAUGCCUCACCAUGUUUACAUAUUUUUAUGUUUUUAUUUUUAAUGUAGACAAACAUGUUCAGAGGUGCAUGAUAAUAGCCUGUAUCAUUUGAAGCUGCGUGUCACACAUUUUAUGGAUGGUCUGUGUUUACAUUUACAUUUUUGGUGGUGUCUAAAGGGCAUUUUUGGGGUAAUUUAAGAAAGGAGUUAGCAUGCUAUAAGCAUAGUUGCUCUAGCUACAAAUAAAAACAAGUAACUUAUGACAACAAAAAGUACUGAAUGAGGAAAGCAAGAAAAAUCAAGUGAUCCCUGCCAUUCAAGGUUUUGAAUCCACUGCUGGGGUUUCUUUUUUUGGGCAUUUCAGACUAGCUUUAUGAAUUAUCCCCAAAAAUGCUUAGAAAAAGCAUAAGCAUAAAAAAUGCUUCAUCUUUAGUUCUUGCAUAAUAGCAAUAGGCACUACACAGGGCUGCUUUUUACUCACACAGACUAGCUGCUAUUUAUACUGUUAAGGUUAAAGUUGGACGAACUGGAAAAUAAAGAUGAAAAUAAAUGACCCCCUCUGCACUUUUAAACAAGCAGCACAAAUGUUAAUGUGAUAUGGAGCUCUGAUACAGAAUCAGAAAGAUCUAAACAGUUUGUGAAUUACAGUCUUUGACACAAGUAUGUAAAUGGGGGAGGGUUUUUUCCCAUUUGUGUAGUGGUGAUACAUUUAGAUGACACUGUAAAAAGUCAAUCAGACCACAUUUGGAGUGAUGAUCACUGUUCUUGACUUAACAACUCCAGAAAGCCUGGUGUGUUCUGUCACUGAGGUUGCAUUAGUUUGAUUGCAAUUAGACUUACUUCAGUAAUAUUACCAAAUGCCUUAAUCUUAUUUAUACAUUUACUACCUUACGUAUGGUAUGCUAGUAUCAGUUCUAAAAAAUAGACUCUAAAUAGAAUGUAUACUUACAGGUCUGUGAACUAGUCAGUUCUGCAAUAGUCUUAAAUGUAGACUACAUUAUAUCAUAUUUACCGAAGUUGCCGUGUAGUGGUGAACUGUCCAUGAGGUUUUGUAUUUUAGAGAUCUUUGAGGUUCUGUGUGAUGAUUGCAAUUGCAUCUCUCUCAUAUCUGUCACUUCUAUGGGUCUGAUGGCUGUGCUGGUGAAUAAUCAGAUGGUAUUGUUUGUGAUGACUGCUGUAAAUGAUACCGUGACUGAAAAUAAAAACACAUUUUAUAGUU
This is a messenger RNA of Clupea harengus (Atlantic herring), 2789 nucleotides long. It is a transcript of the gene dnajc25, whose product is annotated as DnaJ heat shock protein family (Hsp40) member C25. The record is from RefSeq and is a predicted model, not a curated record. Gene Ontology annotation, biological process: protein folding. NCBI's taxonomy places the organism in Eukaryota, Metazoa, Chordata, Actinopteri, Clupeiformes, Clupeidae. Gene Ontology annotation, cellular component: endoplasmic reticulum membrane.